Durusdinium trenchii is the source of this 1461-nucleotide messenger RNA. The record is from the annotation of a GenBank genome assembly. NCBI's taxonomy places the organism in Eukaryota, Dinophyceae, Suessiales, Symbiodiniaceae.
AUGAAGAAGCCUGCAUCGAAGAAGGCUCCUCAGAAGGCUCUGGCAAUGAAGACACUACCGAAACAGACAUCUGCGCAGAAGGGUGCCAAGCGUGGUGCCAAAAAGAAGCCCGCUGGUAAGAAGUCCAUGAAGCAGCUUUCGAGCAACAAGACGGGCAAAACGGUCAUGAAAAAACCUGGGGCCGUGACUCACAAAAGACCUGCAGCGAACAUGUUGGAUGCCAUUGUGAAGGCAAAAAGUAUGAGAGCCUUCAAGGCAGCAGUUGACAAAGUUGCAGACGUUAAUCGACUUUCAAGGACGCAUCGUCAGUGGCUCCUUGACUUGGUCUAUUUUGAUGGUCCAGACAGUGAAGAGAAGCUUGAACUCCUUCUGGACGCGGGCCUGGACGCCAACAUGUCAGGGCUAUUGUAUUCGUCAGUUUUUGGUUCUGGCGGGUGCAUGAGAUUGCUUUUGGAAUUUGGUGCCGAUCCCCUUGGUGACCGCGCGCACAAUCCUCAUGCUCGUUGCCCUUUUCUAGCCGCAGCUGAUGAAGGAAAUCCAGGGAAGGUGAUGCAGACGUUCGACCUGAAGGAGGCGCUCUUUGCUCAUCCCAACUAUGAAGAGACGGCAGAAGAAGUCUGGAAACACACCAUCGAACGGAUGCAUGAAGACCUGCUGGAGCAGCAUGGACGAGUUCGCUUUGCUGGAGACAAUCUCUUCGAGCGCUUCGCCCGAGUGGCCAAGGCCAAUGUCAACAAGGUCUUGCAGGGCAUGGAGGAUCCUGAAAAGGUUCUUGAUCAGGCCUUGGACGAAAUGCAGGGCGACCUCAUCAAGGUCAGGCAGUCUUAUGCAGAGGUUCUUGCAACGCAGAGGAGAUUGGUAAAUCAGAAGGAGCAAUCAGACAAGUUGGCAGAAGAUUGGUAUCGUAGAGCCGAGAUGGCUGUCGAGAAGGGUGACGAUGAACUUGCUAAAGAAGCAUUGUCACGACGGCAGUCAUCUGUCCAAAAGGCGACUGGCUUGCAGGACCAGAUUGAUGCAAUGACAGGGAAUGUCGAAAAACUCUUUGAGUCAGUGAAGGCAUUGGAGGAGAAGAUCACCCAAGCAAAGGAGGAGAAGGAGCAGCUGAUUGCGCGGGCAAGAACAGCAAAGACCACGUCGCAAGUCAACGAGAUGUUGUCCGAUGUGACUAGCACUGGUGCCAGCGGGGCAUUUGAUCGCAUGAAGGAGAAGGUAGAAAUGCUGGAAACGCGGGCGGAGGUCUCACAGGGUUUGCUUCCAGAAGCUCAGUCAUCAGGAAGCUUGGAGGACCGCUUCAAGCAGUUGGAAGCCGGCAGCGCGGUCGACGACGAACUAGCCAAGCUGAAGGGCAAGAAGGCUUUGCCUGCAGGAGGUGCUGGCAGCGGCAGUUCCAGCGGAGCUUCCAGCGACAUCGACAACGAGUUGGAAGCGAUGCGGAAAAAGUUGAAGGAGGAUGCAAACUGA